This is a messenger RNA of Pomacea canaliculata, 6344 nucleotides long. RefSeq names its product ADP-ribosylation factor-like protein 4C. The record is from RefSeq and is a predicted model, not a curated record. Gene Ontology annotation, molecular function: GTPase activity; GTP binding. Gene Ontology annotation, cellular component: cytoplasm. The transcript has 3 exons. NCBI's taxonomy places the organism in Eukaryota, Metazoa, Mollusca, Gastropoda, Architaenioglossa, Ampullariidae. The coding region runs from base 524 to 1039 and encodes 171 amino acids. Gene Ontology annotation, biological process: intracellular protein transport; vesicle-mediated transport.
GUUCAUCGCUUGUCUAACAGGUAUCCAUUUUUAGCCCAGGCCAGACGCUGCGGCGUCGGUCGAUUCGUGUCGCCACAGCAGACGGUUGGCGGAUUGUGUGGUGAGCACCUGCGCGCUCGACACGCGGAAAUUGAGAGACAAGAGGAGCAAGAGAGAGACAUCAAGCCGCGUGUGUCCACCGACCCCUACGUGCUAUCACACGGACCAGUUGGCGGCCACAUUCCUUGUAGCAGCCGGAAGCUGCCCCCUGGAUGCGCUCUCGCAUGCUCGCACACAGCAGCGGCCAGUGGGGACGAGCGUGCGCUCGCUUGAGGAGGAACAGCAACAGACCUCCCCAGUGGUGCGAGCAGAGGGAGCUGUGUACACAUUCGCACAACACACGGUUGACGAGUGUUCGAGUGCUGUCACUGGAGACACGACACUGCGUGGGACAGGAAGACCUGUCAACGUCUCUAACGUUCUCGGGUCCGCGCCCCGCCCACAGACGCGAGUGAUGUCGUUGCAGAGGACUGGCAGAUAGGCCAUGGGAGGAGGCUCCUCCGUGCAACUGGUUCUUGUGGGCCUGGAGAACACCGGCAAGACGACGCUGCUGUACCACCUCAAGUUCGGCCAGUACAUGCACACGCAGCCCACCGUGGGCUUCAACUGUGAGAAGGUGGAGCUCAACUCCGGCAACACCAAGGGCGUCACCUUCUCCAUCUGGGACGUUGGCGGCAAGGACAAGAUGAGGCCGCUGUGGAAAUCCUACCUCAGAUCCGCUGAUGGAGUUAUCUACGUCGUCGACUCCGCCGAUGCUGAGCGGUUUGAAGAGGCCAGGAUAGAGUUGCUGCGCCUGGUGAAGGGUCAGAACAACCCGAGUUGCCUGCCCACGCUUAUCCUGGCCAACAAGCAGGAUCUGCCAGAUUCCCUGGCGCCGGAGGAGGUUGCCAAGGUGAUGUCCGUGCAGGAAUUGUCCAGCACGCAGCAGUGCGAGGUACUUCCGGUCUGCGCCGUGACGGGCGAGGACUUUCGGAUGCCAUGGACUGCAUGUUCGACAUGAUCAAGAAAUGGCGGAAAGGCAAAGGAAAACACGGGAGGUGACAGGUUCUAGAGGAAGUCUUGCGAUGCGGAGGAGAUUACUUCCUUGUCUGUUUUUCUUUUCUCGUGUCGUCAUCGGCUGGGAAGAUGUGCGCUAGGUGUCUGCCUUGGCAAGAACUCAUUCACUGGCACUGACAUUGUGGCUGUCGGCUUUCAAUGUGGCUAGACGAGCCGCCGUAGUAGCAUAACUUACUCGUAUUCUCUCCAAAGUGUGUGUGUUUGUGUGUGGUGUGUGUGCAAAGUUGUUUUUUUUCUCCUCACAUCGAUCUGCAGACAUUGUCCCAAAUCUGAGAAAAUCCGACACCACACAGGAAUAUCAACUGCGUCUGUUUACGAGCAGGACAUUGCUGUGACCCUUCACGCCGACCUUCUGCAUCCUGUGUCUGUGAACAGUGUGUUGAGAGCAGCUCACCGCGCCUCUGACAGUGAAAGGAAUAAUUGGAGAUGUCCUUUUUUGCCAAUGUGACGCCCUCCAGUAGAAAUCACUGUAAUGGUGAGGGGGAAUGUAACUCCCAUUUGGUCAAACAGUUCAUCUUGGAGACUUCCGGUUUGGACUCCAGUUUGACGGAUUGUGAUUCUCUGAGAAUGUCUCAGGUAGGACAAUGAGAAAUGAAAAUCCGUGUUAACAAAAAAAGUGCUAAGAAGGGAUCUGUUCUCAUAAACGUGUUACUUGUGGCGGCAACCGAGAUGGGAGGACACUAGAUGCUGCACACAUGUUCUGAGGUCAGGUGAAACACACACACAUACGUGCACACAUUUACAUGCAUAUCACACACAGGUACAUAUCCACAUAUUGUGUAUGUGUGUGUAGGUGUGCCUGGUGUCACCAGCAGGCUUGUCGCCUGACAACUUGUGUCUUGGUCUGUUGAGUCUGUGAUAUGAGGAAGAAGUGCAGUCAGUGUCAGGUGUCGGACAGGAUCGCUCUGGUGUUUGCGUUGACGACAGCGAUAACGACGAAGAGAGCAAAAAACACUGAUGUAUGAUCAUACAUUUCAUGCCUGACUGGCGAACUAUCUGUCCUCCUCCUCUCUUUUCUUUUCUCCCUGCCCCUGACCUCCUCCUGUCCCAGUUGUAUUGUAAUAGUUUGCUAGACAUGUGAUGCAAGAGUGACGAGAGCUGCUUACGAGCGUGUGUGGUAGAGAAAGUGUAGAGUACCACAGAGCUAAACUGAGUUUGCCAACGACCAAAUUGUAUCCUCCAUGAACCCAACGAGACGGGACCAGUUCGGGGCAACACCUGACUAUUUGCAUAUUUAUGGAACAUUUGCUUUUGUUGUUGCUGGCUGUCAGCAGAGCGCGAGUUUGUUUUAUGUCCUCUUGGUGACAACGAUUGUGCCGCUUGCAAAAUGAGAUAAUCCUGAGUCUUGUUGCAAAGCCAUGUCGACAUCAUAAUGUACAGGGAUUCACAUGCCCGUGCAUGCUGCUUAUUCCUUGAAAUUUGCUUAUCGUUUGAAUUAAAAAAUACUUUUUUUAACAAUAGUUUCCCACUCCCACAGAAGAACGAUACAGAAAUGCAAACGAGCAAUGUGUUUAUAGCUGUGGACCCUAACUAACAGGAUCAGACUCAUUUGUAGAUGUAUUUAUAGGUAAAGGUGAAUGUCAGUGUAGGAUUUAUUUGACGAACAGGCAACCUAGGUACAGAAAGGAUGUACUGUUUGUGAUUCAUCCAGAGCUUCAGAAAAAUGAAUUAUUUAUGAGGGUUAGCGAGGGUAAGAGCAGUGGAUCGGUCCCUUGUCGAUGCAACGAUAUGUCAGGCUAGCAUGGUCCUCCUUAAAGACCAGAGCCAUCACCUGUGUGACUGUCUUUGUAGUGUUGAACGUUUAUGUUAUGUAAGUGAAAGGAUGUUUUUCUUUCUUUGUUUCAUUCUUUCAGUUUUUCAUGGUCAAAGAUAGUGAAUGAAAGCUUAUUGUCGCUUAAUGCUUGCUGUAGAUGAGCUGUGUUCACACAGACUGUCAGGCGCCCAUGAUGGCCUAAUCAUCUUUUAAAAUUUCUGAACUUCAAAGCAGUUCCAGAGGCUAAGAUUGUAGAUUGUGGUUCAGCUUGAAGGGAGGGAGAGAGUUACGAUUGAUUGUAAAGAUAACAGUGUUUUGUCAUUUCUCGCAAUGUCUCGUAAGACCUCGUGCAAACAUGGGAACUGACGAGAUGCUUUGUUUUUCUUGUACACAGGGUUAUAGGUGAGGUUAAUUGUUGACCUAUUGCAAUAUAUAUCCAACAGGUGUGGUUAUAUCUCAGUAGUAAUAACUCCUGUACAUGGAACGAACGCGGUGAAAAAACGAAUCAAGUAAUUGAUGUUUACAAGUCACGUGUCUUACUUCUAUCAUUGAUAAUGUCCAUGCAUUUUUGUUUACACGUGUAGUCAGUUCGAGAGUGCAUAUCUGAUGUUUUGAAAUUUAUUUGAAUAUUUAUUCGCUCAGAAUGUUUAUGUUGGAAAGGCAGCAGUAAUCAUUAGUUCGUUGUAGGUUUUAACCUCUGUUGUUGUUUUUUUUAAACAAUAGGCAUCACAUGUGACAACAUGUGGCGAUGUUUGCAUUUUGAAAACUUCAGUUACAGAGAAGAUUAUGUGAAGUUGCUUUUGUGGUUACUAAAACAUGUGCAGGUUAUUUCUAGGUCUGUAGUGCAGACUGAUGCUACAGGUGUCAUAUACUUUUUUUUAUUGCUACAAACCAUAAUGUUAAGCCCUACCUCUGUAGUACAGCAAGCAGGUAGAGAGGCAACAGAUACAGGAUGUUUGUUUGUUUACGAAACAAACUUUCCUAACGUGAACGCUUUUCAAACUCGGUAUUACAAAAGACGGGUGGAGCAAAAGCGAAACAAGGAAAGUGGGUGGAUUUCAGGUGACGCUACUUAUUUACUGCGUACAGACAAUGUGAGUGAAGGGGUAUUAAAGUAUUUAAAUUUCUGUUAGAGAGUGUGUGUGUGGCAAUACGCGGGUCAAGGUGCAAGGGUGAAAGGUCUCUAAACUGAAACCUUAUCUUCAUGUCUAAGAGAGGACGGGUAACAGUCGUCUUAGUUUGCGGGUAUCCUGAUAACUCGAUAUUUUUGAUGACUAGCAGAGAGCUUGGACAUUUCGUGACUGUCACGAACAUGUGCAAACUGAUAAAGCCAUGUUGAGUAGUAUAAGAGAGAGAGAGAUACGGUUGGCUGAUUUCCUAGGUCUAAUAAAAAUUAAAAAUCGGGCAAAUAUUUGCCAUGUUGCGGUCUACAGCCCACAGUAAGAUCCUCCUGUUCAGGAAUUCAGCCGGUGGGGGCUAAAGGUUCAAGCGUCAACCCUCCCAAGUGUGACAAAGUCCCAUUGUGUUGGCAAACAAGAUUCAGAAAUAUGGGCGUGCCAAACCUUUGCUUCUCCCUGCACCCUCUCACUCCUACCCCUGCUGGUAUCUGUUAGACUUCUCUCUCCCCGUGUAGUCGUAGUCGUUGCUGCGGGAAAUCAAUUCCAUCUACACCCAACUCGCCCAGUGCAUGGCUCCUCCCUAAUGGUGUGUGACGUGACCGUGAUCACCGCUCACUCACAUGGCCAAACCCGGCGCCGACAGUUAGAAAAUGGAAACAGCACUCGUGAGGCCCCUUCAGUCUUCUCCAGGGAAGGUGUCAGGGUUGGGGCGUGACCUCGCGAAGAAAGACCCAUUCAACAUUGAUUCCAUCCCCCUUUUUUUUUUUCAUUUUUAACUUCAAUGUGUGUAUUGUUUACAACUUCAAUUUUCUUUCGUGCUAAAGUCAAUCAAUACACCCACGGAAUAUUUUCCUUCCCUAGUUUAUAGGUUGAUAAACAUAUCUAGCAGUUUCCAGACGCGUGCCGACACGAAGGUGCGUUAGAGGAGCGGUUAGCAACCAGAUGCGUGCUUGGACUCGCUAAGAACCUUUCUCGUCUCUCCGAUUGCUAACGGAUAGCACAUUGGCCAUCAGUUACCGUUCAGCAGGAAUACAAGGUGCAUUUAAAGUUGAUUCCCAGCUUCCUGUUGCAAAGACGCGACUGCUGCACGCGAGGCUAAAAAUAGAAGAUGGGGAGGAAAAGCUUGCUGCGUGUUUGUAAGUUUUGUCAGGUUUGGAGGCUAGACGUAGACACCACAGCAAAUCAAUAUCCGAAAUAUCGGGCGAAACAACACGAUGUUUUCUUGUGACGGGGACCAAAUCUCAUCUUCAUCGACCUCUGACAACAAGGCAAGCAGAGCUGGGCACAAUGGCGGGGGAAUCUCAACGGUUCAUCUGGCGCCACUCUAUCGGUUCUCCCUGCGAUUCCAUAGAAGGACCCAGAGACAGAAAUGUUUAUUAAAUCGUUUCCUUGAGUGAGUGUUUGAAAGAGGACGGAAGUGACUUGGCGACUGAUUCUGUUAAGAAGAGGGGCGGUGGUAGUUUGAGAGAAGGAACUGGUGUUGAUGUUUGGAAACUGAAAGUAAAUCAUUGUUUACAAAGUAAAGCAGUUCGAUAGAGAAGGGUCAGGUCACUUUUUUUGAAAAUGUGACCACAGCAAACGGUAUUGACUUGUUUGAAGAUGUUUGUGGCCAAGAAUUCAAUGUGAAAAGCGUUUCUCUUUCUUUUUCUUCCUGUCUCUCGCAUCCUCCAUCUCUCUUAACAUUGUUAAGCAUGCGCGCUGGCGCGACUGUGUUGCCAAGUAUUUCCAGACUUACAUUUGUUAUUAAAAAAGUAAAUUUAUGACGAAGAGAACACAUGCCUCAUCAUUAAAACUAACUUCACGAAAUGAUUUCCUGCAAUGUGCACCAAAACAUCUGACCAUGAGUAUGUGCAAUAUUUAUUCUGGUUGUUAGGUGGGUUUUGUUUCGCAUGGUUGUAUUUCUAGGUUUCGUGUGAAAGUGUCCACAUACUUUGUUGUAAUCAAACUUACACUACCUGGCGGAAUUAAUAUAUUCCGUCGAGAAUUCCGUUACCUGUUCUCAAACCCGUUACUAACGACCCCAGCUAGCGCCAUGAUUCCUCUGCCACCGGAAGUACAACAUUCCGGGAGCGAGCCAGGACUUUUGAACAGAAUUUGUCGCAAGCUGUGGACAGUGACUGACGGCUCAUGCAAUAUAUAUAUACAUUAUAUAAGGUGGAUGAAGCUUACUUUGUUCCUGUUUUCAUAGAUGUUAGUCUGAAUGUGUGACAGAGUAAUGUAUUGGAAGGCGUGUGGUCCAGGAAACUAAUUCAUCCCUGUAUGAGAUGGCAUUCCAUAUUGCAGAACAUAUUUUACAACCUUACACGUCUGAACGUGGUUCCUUGUUUUUGUGGGGAGCAGUGUUCAGGAAAGUAAUAAUAAAGACAUUCUUUCUUUUA